Molecule: messenger RNA, 951 nt
Organism: Sturnus vulgaris (Common starling)
Lineage: Eukaryota; Metazoa; Chordata; Aves; Passeriformes; Sturnidae
Source: RefSeq, a predicted model, not a curated record
AUGGCCUCGGAGCUGGCCAUGAGCGCGGAGCUGCCCACGAGCCCCCUCGCCAUCGAGUACGUGAACGAUUUCGACCUGAUGAAGUUCGAGGUGAAGAAGGAGCCGGCGGAGGCGGAGCGGCUGUGCCACCGUCUGCCCGCCGGGUCCUUGUCGUCCACCCCGCUCAGCACGCCCUGCUCCUCCGUGCCUUCCUCGCCCAGUUUCUGCGCUCCCAGCCCCGGUGGGCAACCGGCCCCCGGUCCCCCGGCUACCGCCGCCGCUUCCCUGGGCUCCAAACAGCAGCUGGAGGAGCUGUACUGGAUGUCGGGUUACCAGCAUCACCUCAACCCCGAAGCUCUCAACCUGACGCCGGAGGACGCGGUGGAGGCGUUGAUCGGUGCCCCUCACCAUCAUCAUCAUCACCACCAAGGGUACGAGCCCUUCCGACCUCAACCCUUCGGGGGUGAGGAGCUGCCGCCGGCCGCCCAUCACCAUCCCGGCCAUCACCAUCACCAUCAUCAUCAUCACCACCUACGCCUGGAGGACCGGUUCUCCGACGAUCAGCUGGUGAGUAUGUCCGUGCGGGAGCUGAACCGGCAGCUGCGGGGCUUCAGCAAGGAGGAGGUGAUCCGCCUCAAGCAGAAGAGGAGGACCUUGAAGAACCGGGGCUACGCUCAAUCCUGCCGCUACAAGCGGGUCCAGCAACGGCACAUCUUGGAGAACGAGAAAUGCCAACUGCAGAGCCAGGUGGAGCAGCUCAAGCAGGAGGUGACCCGCUUGGCCAAGGAAAGGGAUCUGUACAAAGAAAAAUAUGAGAAGUUGGCCGGCCGGGGCUUCGCGAGGGAGCCCUCCCCAUCCGCCGCCCCGAAAGCCGCCGCUGACUUCUUCAUGUGAGCCGGGCUGGUGGGAUGGGGUGGGAUCCCCUUUUUGGUUUUUUUCCUCAUGCGGGGUGAGCAAACCCGCCGCUUAUAU